Metarhizium acridum CQMa 102 is the source of this 1323-nucleotide messenger RNA. It is a transcript of the gene RPT1, whose product is annotated as 26S proteasome regulatory subunit 7. Gene Ontology annotation, biological process: proteasome-mediated ubiquitin-dependent protein catabolic process. The record is from RefSeq and is a predicted model, not a curated record. Gene Ontology annotation, molecular function: ATP binding; proteasome-activating activity; ATP hydrolysis activity. NCBI's taxonomy places the organism in Eukaryota, Fungi, Ascomycota, Sordariomycetes, Hypocreales, Clavicipitaceae. Gene Ontology annotation, cellular component: proteasome regulatory particle, base subcomplex.
AUGCCUUCCGCGACCGGUCAAAACUGGGAGAAGUACCAGAAGAAGUUUGCCGAUGACGAGAUAGAAGAGAAAAAGAUUACUCCCCUGACAGAUGAGGAUAUCCAAGUUCUGAAGACCUAUGGCGCUGCGCCGUACGGUGCAGCGCUCAAGAAGCUCGAGAAACAGAUCAAGGACAAACAACAAAGUGUAGAUGAGAAGAUUGGGGUCAAAGAGUCCGACACUGGUCUUGCCCCUCCGCAUUUAUGGGAUGUUGCCGCUGACCGUCAGCGAAUGUCCGAGGAGCAGCCGUUCCAGGUUGCACGAUGUACCAAGAUUAUCGAAGACGAGAAAGGCGACGAGUCAAAGAAGAAGUACGUUAUUAACGUCAAGCAAAUCGCCAAGUUUGUCGUCCAGCUGGGAGACCGUGUGAGCCCGACAGAUAUCGAGGAGGGUAUGCGCGUUGGUGUUGAUCGUAACAAGUAUCAGAUCAUGCUGCCACUACCACCAAAGAUAGAUGCAAGCGUCACCAUGAUGACGGUCGAAGAGAAGCCCGAUGUCACAUAUGGCGAUGUUGGCGGUUGCAAAGAACAGGUUGAGAAGCUGCGAGAAGUUGUUGAAAUGCCUCUGUUGUCUCCAGAGCGAUUUGUCAACCUGGGCAUUGAUCCUCCCAAGGGGGCCCUCCUCUACGGCCCCCCCGGUACUGGUAAAACGCUCUGUGCCCGUGCCGUCGCCAACAGAACAGAUGCCACAUUCAUCCGAGUCAUCGGUAGCGAACUGGUCCAAAAAUACGUCGGUGAAGGUGCACGAAUGGUCCGCGAGCUAUUCGAGAUGGCAAGAACGAAAAAGGCCUGCAUUAUUUUUUUUGAUGAAAUCGACGCUGUCGGUGGUGCCCGGUUCGACGACGGCGCCGGCGGUGACAACGAGGUACAGAGAACCAUGUUGGAACUUAUCACUCAGUUGGAUGGUUUCGACGCUCGUGGAAACAUCAAGGUCAUGUUCGCCACCAACAGACCGUCUACUCUGGACCCCGCUCUGAUGAGACCUGGCCGUAUCGACCGAAAGAUUGAGUUCUCACUUCCGGAUCUUGAAGGCCGAGCCAACAUUCUCCGAAUCCACGCCAAGAGUAUGUCCGUGGAGAGAGAUAUCCGAUGGGAGCUCAUUUCUCGGCUCUGUCCCAAUGCUACUGGUGCAGAAUUGAGGAGUGUGUGCACCGAGGCGGGUAUGUUUGCUAUCCGAGCAAGGAGAAAAGUCGCUUCAGAGAAGGACUUCUUGAGUGCUGUUGACAAGGUCAUCAAGGGCAACCUCAAGUUCAACUCGACCGCUACCUACAUGCAAUACAACUAG